Molecule: messenger RNA, 816 nt
Organism: Haliotis rubra (blacklip abalone)
Lineage: Eukaryota; Metazoa; Mollusca; Gastropoda; Lepetellida; Haliotidae
Product: glycosyltransferase afumC-like
Exons: 2
Coding region: 277-816 (179 amino acids)
Source: RefSeq, a predicted model, not a curated record
GUAACUAAUCACUGUAUCCUUCCAGGAAUCUGUCGUGUAACACAAAAUGGAACAGAGUAUUUCGUAUACCAGCGAAAUCAAACAUUCUACCAAAAUCUGAACGCGCCAGUGGAUUAUAAAAGGUCGAUAGUGCAUGACCAAAAGAUUGUGCCCAAUACAGUUCACGUGGCAUGGUAUGGAGGCCCUAAGAAGAACACAUUCUUAUUCCACCACUUGGUGUGCCUGCAAUCCAUCCAUAGAUUUAUUAAACCCAAGUACAUUCUGUUCUGGUUUGAUAUGACACCAGAAGGGAAAUACUGGGACCAGGCCAUAGCGCGGUUCCCCCAGAUAGUGCUGGUGUACAGGGCCCCACCCCAUGUCGUCCUCGGACAGCCCGUCAAGGUACCGGAACACCAGUCAGAUGUAGUCCGACUCGAGGCCCUCAUGGAGUAUGGUGGUAUCUAUAUGGACCUGGAUGUCAUCGUCUUGAGGUCCCUAUCGCCACUUCAAUCGUACGACGUUACUAUGGGAUACGAGACACUGGAUGGACUCUGUAACGGGAUGAUGGUUGCGAGGCCGUGGGCAGACUUCCUCAGGAUCUGGUACAAGGAAUACAAGACAUUAGACGACAGUGUGUGGGGCUACCAUUCAGUGCUGCUUCCUGCAAUACUGGCACAAAAGUACCCCAACCUCAUUAACACGGAAUUCAGAUCCAUGAACCACCCAAAUCCUGUAGAAAGCAUGUCACUCCUGUACGGAAACAAGUCAUUUGAUUGGGAGACUUCAAAUUAUGUUGUCCACUUGGAUUCGAACCCAAGAAAUAGCCAAAAAACUUAA